UUUGUGGUAUUAUGUUCUAAAAGGUUGGUAUUACUCUUACAACUUACAUGAAAACUAAUGAUUUUUUCAUUUUAUGGUUUUUUCUUUUCAAUAUCAUUGUUUUAUGUUCUUGUUAAAUUCACUAAAUUUUAGCAUUUUUUUUUAUUUUUCUAUGAUUAUGAUUAUUUCAUCUAUAUAUACGAGUUAACAGAUUUAUAAAAACCAGUUUAAUUAAGUUCAAUUAUAUUUUAAAAUUAUUUACUACAUAAAAUGAACUUAUUUAGAGACAGAUUGUCGCCAAAUUUGAGCUUAAAAAAUCAUUUUAUCAUACAUGGGUACCACACUACCACUUAUUCACUCAAACUUGCACAUUUGAAACCUUCAAAAUAUACUUAGUUUUCUUAUUCAUUGUGUUCAAGAUCUUCUUCAUCCUCAAAUAUUGAACAAUCUUACAUUUUUUAAAACAUUUUUUGGUGAAUCAAAUCUGACUUCUGGGUAUUAUUCAAAUUAUCUUAUUAUUUGAAUUUUCUUUCACAGGAAUCAGCUAGCUGGUACAACUAAUUAAGGAACAUUUAUUAUUAUUAUUAUUAUUAUUAUUAUUAUUAUUAUUAUUAUUAUUAUUAUUAUUAUUAUUAUUAUUUGAAGUUUCAAAUAUUAGUAAAAUCUAGAAAAAUAAAAAAAGAAAAUGGAGAAUAAUGGUGAAUAUGUAAGUUGGAAGAACAAGUUGGGUACAUUAGGAGAAGUAGAAAGUAUGGAAGAAGAGUUAAAAGAAGCAAAAUCAUUACCAUUAAUAAUUCAACCACAAACACCAAAAGAGCCAAUGGAAUUUUUAUCAAGAUCAUGGAGUGUUUCAGCAGAAGAAAUCUCAAAAGCUCUUGCAAAUAAGCAUAAGCAUUUCCUUCUUGACAAGCAUCAUGCUGACAACCCCACUUUCUUUUCACAACCAUCUUUCACUUCCCCUCCUCAUCUUCAGGUGGAUAAAACUAAGAACAAUGUUUCCAAUCGUCGAAUCGGGGGAAUCGGGAAAUGGUUUCAUCAUCACAAAGACUCAAAAUCAAAGCAAAAUUCAUUCAGGAAAAAGGAUAGGGAAAGAGCAGAAAAUGCACAUAUGCAUGCUGCUCUGUCAAUUGCAGGUCUUGCAACAGCACUUGCUGCUGUUGCUGCUUCCGAAACUUGCUCCUCGGCUUCCAAAAUGGGCCGCGCAAUUGCAUCAGCCACUGAGCUCUUAGCCUCGCAUUGUAUCGAGAUUUCUGAGCAAGCGGGAGCUGAUCAUGAACGGGUUGCCUCUGUUGUUCGAUCAGCUGUAGAUAUUAAGAGCCCUGGUGAUCUAAUGACUCUAACUGCAGCUGCUGCAACUGCAUUGAGAGCAGAAUCAGCACUAAGGGCAAGAUUGCCAAAAGAUGCAAAGCGAAACGCAGCUAUUAGUCCUUAUGAUAAAGGUCUAGGAGAUGUUAAUAGCCUUGAUCCUUACCACAGUGAACCUGAAGAGCAAAAAUUCCCUUGUGUUGGUGAACUAAUGCAACACACAAGAAAAGGUGGUUUACGAUGGAAGCAAGUCACAAUCUACAUCAACAAAAAAUCACAGGUCAUACUUAAACUAAAAAGCAAACAUGUAGGAGGUGCAUUUUCGAAGAAGGAUAAAUGUCUAAUUUACGGAGUUUGUGAUCAGACAAAUUCAUGGCCGUUUAGAAAAGAAAGAGAUAAUGUAGAUGCGUAUUUUGGACUUAAAACAGCACAAGGGUUUUUAGAGUUCAAGUGCAAGAGCAAGGUUCAUAAGCAGCAAUGGGUUGAUGGGAUUCAAAAUAUGUUAGACAAAGUAGGUUAUAUUGAAGAAGUUGAACACUCGUUACAACACCUUAAUGUCAAAUGAGAAAACCUUAUCGAGAUAAAUGUGCAUAGAGAUCGAUUUUGGCUCAUUAUCAUCAUACGUACCUAAUGUAUCUCACUCAUAGAACCUAUGAUUAUGUAUAUUACUGAUAAGUUAUGGAGUAGAUGUUUUUUUUUUCAAAUCAUGUCAUUAUUAAUUCAUUAGCUUUUUUUUUCAUACUCUUAUUUCUCUUACAUGGUUAAAAAUUAAAAU
Amaranthus tricolor (Joseph's coat) is the source of this 2059-nucleotide messenger RNA. RefSeq names its product VAN3-binding protein. Gene Ontology annotation, biological process: leaf vascular tissue pattern formation; phloem or xylem histogenesis; auxin-activated signaling pathway. Lineage: Eukaryota; Viridiplantae; Streptophyta; Magnoliopsida; Caryophyllales; Amaranthaceae. The record is from RefSeq and is a predicted model, not a curated record. The coding region runs from base 665 to 1849 and encodes 394 amino acids. The transcript is spliced from 6 exons.